Owenia fusiformis is the source of this 1059-nucleotide messenger RNA. Lineage: Eukaryota; Metazoa; Annelida; Polychaeta; Sabellida; Oweniidae. The record is from the annotation of a GenBank genome assembly.
AUGCAAAUUAAGAAAUAUAAACAAUCUAUGUAUGAGGAGAGAAUCGAGAAUGAGAAAUCAAUAAAGUCCGGUGAUGAAGUCGUUGCGAACAUCAACAUAGACAUAGAGGACCGUCCACACAAGGCAACAGAGGGGAUAAUGAAGGAGAAUGAGUCGUUGAGGUUGAUGACGGGCUUCAUGAUGUUCACAGGUGGAGGAGUAGCAUUCGGAUUGCCCGGGGUGUUGUUCACGAUACGAAAUAACAACCCAAACAAUAUUCUAACGUCCUUAGGUCCCGUUCUCAUCUCGAUAAGCCUUGUCAUGAUGGUUGGAUCAUUUAUAGUGUGUACAUAUGCAUUUGAUGACUCUGACGAUGAUGCCACGGACCGCAAAUACAAAUCACAAUACCGGAAGGCAUGCGUUGUGCUAUUCUUUGGGGCUCUACUCUGUGUACCAGGGGGUGUAGCACUUGCUCUGUCCAGACACUAUGGAUUUAACUCGGAACAUGCAUUGUCAAUAGGCGGCAUCAUCAGUGCUCAAAUAGGCGGUGGUCUACUUGUAUCAGGGUUGAUAAUGUGUUGUGCUAUUCGCGUGCGUAAGAAAAUGACGAGGCGUAUUGAGGACAAAGCGACCUCAGAAGAAAACCUAUCGGGUUCACAAAGUAAGAUGACCAUUAACCGUGGUGUUGCACGUUGGUCACCGGUGGAUACACCAAUGAUGGACUCGGACGCAGACGUUUGUGACUGCGCUUAUUGCCCUCGGCACGGCUUGAUGCUUACCGGCAGGCAACCAGAAGAAGAGGCAGAGCCCUGGUGUCCAUUCAGCUCCAGUUCAGAUUCCGAUGGACGCGUUGAUCCAUUGAUCGAAAGGAUGCAAUUAAGAGUGAUGCAAGGACGGAGUAGAAAAUGCCAGAGAGGCAAGAAAAUUGGUAAAAAGGGUGCUGGUAGAAAGAAUAAACGGAGACAGCAAUUAGAUAUUGAUAGUGGUGAUGAUAUGAAUGACUCUGAUGAUAUGGACGAUGAGGGCGUUGAUGCGUAUGAUGGAAUGGUUCAAAUAAUUGGAGAAAUCAUGCCCAUGUAA